This is a messenger RNA of Linum tenue, 354 nucleotides long. The record is from the annotation of a GenBank genome assembly. Lineage: Eukaryota; Viridiplantae; Streptophyta; Magnoliopsida; Malpighiales; Linaceae.
AUGGUGGUUAACAAGCUCGACGGAGAUCGGCCGUUGAAGGUUCACUGCCAGUCCCAUGACUACGAUCUCGGCCUCCGAGUGGUGAUGCCACACCAACAGUUGAAGUUUGCUUUCCGAAACAGCGUCUUCGAGACCGAACUGUUCAAUUGCUCCAUGGAAUGGGGAGAAGGAGGAGGCGUUCACUGGUUCGACAUCUACGAUGCGCCCAGGGAUUUCUUGAGGUGCAGCUACUGCCGCUGGCUCGUGAAACAGAGCGGGCCGUGUCUGUCCUUGUACGAUGGCGAAUCUUGUUACCACUGGAAGACGUCGCAGGCAAAUGCAGGGGGAAAUAGGAAAGUGAGACUUGGGGUUUGA